Messenger RNA from Cucumis melo (muskmelon), 639 nucleotides. RefSeq lists its product as uncharacterized. Gene Ontology annotation, biological process: vesicle-mediated transport. Lineage: Eukaryota; Viridiplantae; Streptophyta; Magnoliopsida; Cucurbitales; Cucurbitaceae. Gene Ontology annotation, cellular component: membrane. The record is from RefSeq and is a predicted model, not a curated record. The transcript is spliced from 3 exons. Bases 1 to 639 code for a protein of 212 amino acids.
AUGCACGGGAGAAGAUUGGAGUGUCGCAGCGAUAGCUUGAGCGGACGAGAACGGGACGACGGCGAGGAGGAGCUUCAACAUGCGGCAGCUACCGGUGGGGGCGUCGAAGAACCGCAGCUGCUGGUCGACAUUGAAUGGAGAAGAAGAAGAAGAAGAUUGAGGAAGUACAGGGUUUCUAAAGGAGUGAGAGAACUUCCUGGAAACUUCCAAUCUGCCACUAGCAAUGUUCCCUCAGGAAAAACCCUUAUGUAUUUUGGUUUGUUUCUAGCAACUGGGGUUUUCUUUAUUUUCAUUGCAUUUACAAUGUUCCUUCCUGUCAUGGUUCUGAUGCCUCAAAAGUUUGCCAUCUGCUUUACGCUUGGAUGUUGCUUCAUCAUUGGAUCCUUUUUUGCUCUCAAGGGUCCAAAGAAUCAGCUUGCACAUAUGUUCUCAAAAGAGAGACUUCCUUUUACAGUGAUCUUUAUUGGUAGUAUGUUGGGCACCUUAUAUGUUUCCAUGGGCCUCCACAGCUAUAUUCUGUCAGUUUUCUUCUCUGUAUUACAGGUAUUUAAACAAAAUACCUUAUCUUUCUUCAUUAUUGUGCAAACUUUUAUUCCCAUCAUCCAGUUAGUAUCUCUCUACUUUAGAUUAGUGAUGUAA